CUGGUGGAAGAGAUGAAUAAAAUCCCACCCACUCGAGCAUCCUCAGCAUCACCGACACCGGAUUGAGGAAACUGACGCGCCGGUUUUAAAGCGCGCCAGCGUGCUCCGCUCGAGCCUUAUUCCCGCUUCCAACCUCGUGCAGCCAUGAAGCAGCAGCAGCAGCAUCUUCAUCAUCUUCCUCACCAUCCCCUCCAUCUUCUUCUUCCCCCUCCUCAUCAUCUGUUGCUCCUGGCCGUGCUGGUCGUGCUGGAGCCGCGGGAGCUGGCGGCGUGGGGCGCGAGCGUGAAGUACGCAGUGAACUGCCCGGAGCGGUGCGACCCCGCGCGCUGCGGCGUGACCCGCUGCGCGCGCACCGUGCUGGACGACUGCGGCUGCUGCCGCGUGUGCGCCGCGCGCCGUGGUGAGCACUGCUACCGAACCGUGUCUGGGGCGCACGGCGUCAAGUGCGGCCCGGGCCUCUACUGCGACUUCUACAAGGACGAGGACGAGUACGGGGACGAGUACGGCAUGUGCAGAGACUGCACGUUCGGGACGUAUGGAGUCGAGUGUCGUCAAACCUGUAACUGUAAAGCCGGGGGACUGUGUGACAGAGAGACGGGCGUCUGUCUCACCUUCAAAUUCUUCUCUAAAAUGGCCAAUGCACUCAAGAUACACGAGGGUAACGAGGUGGCGUCAGGUGACGGCAACAACAACAACAACAACAACAACAGCAACAGCAACAGCAAUGCUGGAGACGGACACACGGAGCGAUCAUCCACUCCGAAAUGGCUGGCCCCUCGCUGACACACCCUCGCCCCGCCCCACCUCGCCUCGCCUCGCCUCGCCUCGAACAGUCCGCAUGUAGCAUAGUAACUUAAAGAAAUGACAAAGGGAUAUAUUUUAAUAUGUUUUAAAAAAUAUCUAUUAAUAUUCUAUCAAAGCUUUUCGUUUUUUUACUCUAUUAUCUAAUGACAGGAUUUAACUCCGCUGUUCUGUGGCUCGGACAGUGCAUACGUCCACCACAGGGCUGUCCGGCUCACCGUUCUGAUUGGUCAGGAGAUUUGUUUCCUCUAACAGCACAGUGUUUAUCCAUCUCUCCGGAAUCUCACGAUUUCUCGAUCACAGAAAUGAACGUAAAAUUGAGCAGAUUUGUUCCGAGACGCGUUACGUGAUGUCAACUACACGUGUUCAGCAGAAUUCCUCUAACGCUCACAUGUGGAAGAGAGAGUCAUGACACGUGUCCUCAGUGGGAGGAGACUAAAGAAAAAUCCUGAGCUGACCUGUGAUUUAACAAAUCUAUAAGUUUUCAAUCAAAAAAACCCCCAAAAACCAAACAAACAACAAAACUGAAAUUCUAGAGGGAGAAGCUGUCUAAUUCUAUUCUAUUCUCUUCUACUCUAUUCUAGUCUCUAUACUAUUCUAUUUUAUUCUCUAUUCUAUUAUAUUCUCUCUUCUCUUCUCUUCUCUUCUCUUCUCUUCUCUUCUCUUCUCUUCUCUUCUCUUCUCUUCUCUUCUCUUCUACUGUAUUCUACUCUACUCUAUUCUCUACUUUACUCUAUUCUAUACUAUUCUUUUCUAUUCUUUAUUCUAUUCUACUCUACCCUACUCUAUUCUUUUCUAUCAUAUUAUACUCUACGCUAUCGUUUCUAUGGUAACGGCUCACUGACUGAACUGGUACAUGAAUAACUGUUGGUAUGGUGAAGCUCGUCUCCUUGUGAAGGAGGUGUUUGUGGUUUGUUCAGCAGGUGUGGGAGGAGUCUCCAGUGUCAGUGCUGUCUAACCCUCAGAGCUGAAGCUGGAACUGUUCUGAACUCUGACAUGAAGAGUAUUAAUGUACCAAAGUUCACUGUUUUUCUGCUCUAAGGCACUAAACAUCAGCGACGUAAUAGAUAGAUAGAUAGAUAGAUAGAUAGAUAGAUAGAUAGAUAGAUAGAUAGACAGACAGACAUACAGAUAGAUAAAUAGAUGAAAGAUAGGUAAGAAUUUUUUUUUUCGAGUAUUUCGGAGUCGGACAGAGCACAAGGGUUAAAUCCAAGUCAUUGUUUUAUACCAAAGCGUGCACAUUUACUUACAGACGCAUGGACACGUGGAAACACACACACACACACACACACAUAAGUAUACACACGAAUGAAAAAUAAAAGCUUGUUGAUCAGUUAAGAGAAGUUUGAGGUCUGACGUUUGAUUUUUUUCAGUUUUUCACCAUGGUUUCCGAUGCUAAUGUAGCUAGCCAGUAGCUUUUAUCUAGUUUAGCAUCGUAAUAUGCUAAAUCAACAUAUUUCUUUCAUUUCGGUCGUUUCGGAUGCUGCAUUAUUUGUCAACAUGGAAAAAUAAAAAACAAUAAAAGAUCGUAGAAGAAGAGAAAAGAGGGCGUGGCCUAACAGGUAGAACUGAACUGAUUCAGAUGAUAAUAAAGUUCUCAUUUUAUCUGGAUGUCGUAGCACCUGGUCACGGUUUUAUCCUAGAAUCCUAGGAGCUUCAUGAGGAGCUCAUGAACCCAUCUUAGCUGAUCAACGACUUUUACGCGAAAAGAGACCUUUAUUUUUUUGAUGAUGUUUAUGUAAUCAUAAAGUAUAGCGUAUACACGUAUUUACUAAAGCAGCAUAUUUACAUGUUUACAUCUCAGCCUCCAUCUGUGAGUCUUUUCUUCUUUUUUAUUUGAAACCUCUGACCUUCCUGUCACUUCCAGGUAUAACACACCGCAUGUGUCUUCUGUUGCGUUGUAUUGUUUGAGCUUUGGUGCUAAAUUCAACAAGAAAAAUAAAAAAAUAAAGAAAGUUAAAGGAA
Molecule: messenger RNA, 2766 nt
Organism: Hemibagrus wyckioides
Lineage: Eukaryota; Metazoa; Chordata; Actinopteri; Siluriformes; Bagridae
Gene: esm1
Product: endothelial cell-specific molecule 1
Exons: 3
Coding region: 145-783 (212 amino acids)
Cellular component (GO): extracellular region
Source: RefSeq, a predicted model, not a curated record